Messenger RNA from Momordica charantia (bitter melon), 5511 nucleotides. RefSeq names its product modifier of snc1 (gene MOS1). The record is from RefSeq and is a predicted model, not a curated record. Lineage: Eukaryota; Viridiplantae; Streptophyta; Magnoliopsida; Cucurbitales; Cucurbitaceae. Gene Ontology annotation, biological process: epigenetic regulation of gene expression.
ACAAAAAAACAACUCCUCGUCCGUCCUCGAACUCCUCUGCCAUCUUCCCUUUCUGCCCGUCCAUUCCAUAUAUUUUUGCUCCGAUCGGAGGCCCAUCACUCUCCAGUUCCUAUAUUCUCAUUUGCCGAGAUCUCCUCGCCGGAACCCUCAUCGCGAUCUCCCUCCGAUUCCGAGGUUCCGAUUGCUUGUUUUCUCUCCCGUUAUCAUCUCCCCUUCGUUUCUGUCUCCUCUUUCUGGAAUAUCGUCAGGCUACUUCCGCCCCAUUCAUUCUCUAGGUUUUGCACGAAGCAUUUGAAGCCCCUAUUUCAUCUCAGGUUGUAUUAAAGUUGGUUGAAUGACCUUGCUGCAACUGUUCAAUCAUGACUUCGAGUAUGUUGAGUGGAGAAAGAAGGUGGACAUCAGCCAGACGAGGUGGGAUGACUGUUUUGGGAAAGGUUGCUGUUCCAAAACCUAUAAACUUACCCAGUCAAAGGUUAGAAAAUCAUGGUUUGGAUCCAAAUGUGGAAAUUGUACCCAAGGGUACCCUCAGUUGGGGAAAUAAAUCAGCUUCAUCUGCAACAAAUGCCUGGGGUUCCUCAUCUGUUUCUCCAAAUACAGAUAGUGCUUCUGGUUCACCUAGCCAUCUCUGUGGUCGCCCUUCAUCUGGUGGAGGUGGCACUCGUCCAUCAACCGCUGGUAGUGACAGGUCUCAUGAACCUCAUGCUAGUGCAUGGGGCCCAAGUUCUAGACCGUCAUCUGCCUCUGGGCCUGUGACGUUAAGUCAUACAUCACUCACAUCCUUACGCCCUCACAGUGCAGAAACUAAACCUAGUAGCUCACAAUUGUCACGAUUUGCAGAGACUUCUGAAGGUCCAGUGGCUUGGAAUUCUGCUGUGACUACAGAGAAAGUGGGACCAUUGCCAUGUAAGAGUGAUGGGUUUUCUUUGACAUCUGGAGAUUUUCCUACGCUUGGCUCAGAGAAAGAAUGUGGAGGAAAGGAUGCCGAGUCACAAGAUAACAGGUCUAAUGGAGGAGCUACAGUGAAAGAGAGGACCGGAACUUCUGCAACUGAUGAUCCUAAAAAUGCAACUACAAAUGUUGCAAGUGUUAAUUCCUGGAGAAGUGAUAAUCUUCCACACAACGAUGAUGGGUCUAGGCCAAAUGUAGAGAAAUGGCUGGGACAUCCCCAACCUUACCCUGGUGCAAAUAUUCCUCCCCCACAUUAUGAUGCUUGGCAUGGUUCUCCAGUAAACAAUCCUCAAGGUGGUGUAUGGUAUAGAGGUCCUCCUCAAGGAGGUCCUCCGUAUAGAACUCCUGUUGCUCCUGGUAGUUUCCCUAUGGAACCAUUUAUGUAUUAUCCUCCACAGAUUCCCCCUGGUGGUCUUCCUAAUCCCCAGCCUCCUCAUGGAACUGGACCCAGGGGACACCAUCCUAAAACUGGAGAUAUAUACAGACCUCCUAUGCAUGAUGCUUUUAUUCACCCAGGUGUGUCAAUUAGACCUGGAUUUUACCCAGGUCCAGUUUCCUACGAGGGAUAUUACCGUCCUCCAAUGGGCUACUGCAAUUCAAAUGAUAGAGAUGCUCCGUUUAUGGGAAUGCCUUCUGGGCCUGCUGGGCCUGCUGUUUACAACAGGUACAUGGGCCAAAGUGCCUCUGAGCCUACAAGUUCCCAUGGUUUAUCCAGUGGAUAUGGUUCUAGUGGGAAGGCUUUGGUUCCAGAACAAGUAGAAUCUGGUCUUCCUUGUGAUAAUCAAGGACCAUACAAAGUUCUUCUGAAGCAGCAGGGCAAUUUAAAUGGUAAGAACGAAGAAGAAAGUAGGGUAAACUCGACGACUAAUCAGUUGAUUCUUGAGAAGCCCGACCAACAGAGGCUGUCUCCUUGGGAGAAUGACUGGGAUCAUAAAAAGGAAGCUGAUUUGAGGAGCAGAACAUUUGGGGUGGAACCUUUUUCUCGGGCUUCUGCCAACCAAGCAUCUUCUGAAAAUAUCAAAGCCAAGUCUCAUGGAAGCGCGAGGACCAGUGAUAGUUCACUAGAAAAGUCGGAUGCUGCUGCUUCUGGUUUCUCUGAAGUUCCCAAAUCGCUGGCUACUGCCACGAAAGAUUCAAGUCUGAUUCAGAAGAUAGAGGGAUUAAAUGCCAAAGCCCGGGCUCCUGAUAUGCGACAUGAUGUUGCAUCUAUUUCCAGCAGGGAGGAGCCAAAUGAGUUUCAAUCAAAUGAUAAGCAAUCCGAUCAUUUUGUUGCUUAUGAAGCUGGUGCAAGUACUGUUUUUCCUGAAAAUAGGAAUUUUAAUGAAGUAAGAGACCCUGCCUCCAGUGAAUUGAGCAUUUCCACUGGAGAUGGGAACGUUAAAUUACACAGUGGAGCGUCCAUCAACAGGAGGCCUAAUCGUGGAAUGCAUGGGAGAAAUGAUCAUCAUGGUCGAGGAAAGGUCCAUACACAGGAGGUCGAUGGGUGGCAUAAAAGACCUCUGUUGGAAUUCCCAGGAAUGAUGGCAACUUCCAACCAAGAAAAUCCUGUUCUUGCAAGAGACCACAAUGGUUUAGGGGUUAUUGAUAAGGCUGAGUUGUUUUCUUCAGAUAGCCAUGGAGAUGUGGCUGCCCCAUCUAUAGGUGAUUCAAAAGAUAGUCAAGCUCAGCGUACAAAGAUGAGAGAACUAGCAAAGCAACGCACCAAACAACUGCAGGAGGAAGAGGAGGAAAGGACAAGAAAACAGAGGGCUAGGGCCUUGGCAAAACUUGAAGAGUUGAACAGGCGUGCAGUUGCAGGGGAGGGGCCAGCUCAGUGGCCUGAAAAUACUUCUAAUGAUGCCAUAAGAAGUAGGAUAGAAGAACCUCGAAAUUUAGGUAACCCAAGAACAGUUGGUACUAUAUCUGGAGAGCAUACCUCAGCUAUAGUUUCUGAUCCACACGUGGUUGCUAACAAUAGUGAGUCAACUAUUGGCACGAAUAAAAAUUCUCCCAUUGUAUCAGGAGAUACAACAUUGAAGAAACCAAGUGGUGGCAAUAACGAACAGGUUGUGGCACAUAAUCAAUUGAGAUCUUUGGAGCAGGAGGUGAAUAUUUCUGAUGUCGCUCAAAAUAAGAAUGCUUCGGAGGUACAUGGGGGUGGUGCAUCCUUGAAGCAUAAGCGUGCAGGAAAUAAACAAAAACCAAAUAUCCCAUCUGAAAAGACCGAAAAGCUUUCCCAGUUAAUUAAGGAAUCAAAAGGUCAGACUGUUGCUGCUGACGUUCAUACAGUUGUAGAGGAGUCGAGCAAUUUCAUUACUGAUCCUGUUGCUGAAUCUUCCACGCUUACAAGAAAGAAAAAUAACAAGAGUGGGAAGAACAAACAUAAAGUGGAAGAGGCCUCGACAUCUACAUUACCACCUCAAAUUUCAAAAGCACCUCAAGUUUCAAAAGAAGUGAAUCUUACAACGGAACAUGAUAAACUAAAGGCUUCUCAGCCUGUAAUGGAUCCACCUUCAGAUCCACUACCAUCAUCAAUUAUCAGAGAUGAAAAUCAGCUCAGAGAGCAGUUACCUCUGUUGCCAGUUGUUGAGACUCUUGGCAAAGGUAAUGGUCAGUGGAAGUCUCAGCAUUCUCGCAGGAUGCCAAGAAAUUCACAAAAUAGAGCAGGAGAAAAAAUCCACGGCAGUGAUUCUGUUAUCUGGGCCCCUGUGCGGUCUCUCAACAAAUGUGAGGCUCCCGAUGAAGCUGCUCAGAAGAAUGAAGCUGAGGCUGUUGCUUCAUCUGUAAAGAUUGACAAUCAAGUGCAAAAUAUCCCAAAAAAUAAGCGAGCUGAAAGGGAGAUAUAUGUACCGAAGCCUGUGGCCAAAGAAAUGGCACAGCAAGGAACCAUUCAUCAAGAUAUUUUUCCCAUGAACCAGGCACCAGAUGAUAACAAGGCAGACUCUAGUUCUCAAAGUUCUGAUAAUACUCGGUCUACUGCUGCUGUUUCUGGCAAUGUGGGAUUUUCCACAGAUCACAGAAAUGGGGAUGGUAGGCACCAUAAACAAAGCAAGGCUCAUGCAUCAUGGCGGCAACGGGGAGCAACGGAAUCAAUAAAUGGGCAAGGCUUACAAGAUCAAUCAUCUUAUGUUCCAAAUGCUGGUAGUAAUUUUCAAAAGUUAAGUGAUUAUCAAGUACCUGAGAAGGCUGCCGGAAGCUCCACCAAUGAAUUCACGAGUUAUGUUGAUGAGUGGGAUCCACCUGAUGGGUGGAAUGAUCCCAACUACUCGGCAUCUAUUCCACCUGUCCCUGUAGCUGUGGGAAGAGACCAGGGAGUGACAGGCAGGGGAAAGCGAUCCCAAUUUAAGGGGCAUAAGGGUGUAGGGAACAAUUAUGAUCUGAAUGAAAAAAAAAUUAGAAGUGUAGACAACGAAAAAAUUUCUACAGAAUCUUCAGUGCCUGAGGCAGAUCAAAAAGAUGUAACUACUGCUGCUAAAGAAAACCGGGGUGUUGGGGAGCGAUCAACAUCUCAUUGGCAACCCAAAUCACGGAUGGUUCAACCCUACAAUCAACAAAGUAGCAAGCAUAGUGGUGAUCAAAAUGUUGAUGCUGAAGCUGCACAGACUAAUAAAAUGGGAUCUAGGCUCUCUUCAUAUGGCACAAAGAUGAGUGAUGACGAGGCCCAUAAUCAGCAUGAUUCUUCUAUUGGUGCAAGGACCAUCAUAGAAGAGGGAUCAAAUGUUGGUCAUCAUGGGGCCAAGGUAGAGAAGAAGAUUUCUUCUAGGAAGGAGCGUCCUUACUCCCCAAACCAAGGCCCUAUUCAUUCAGUUGAGGUUGCCCCAGCAAACACAGAUGUCAGACACGAGCAACAAGUGCCUUCAUUUUACCAUAAAGGCGGCGAUAACAACAACCGCUUUGGAAGAGGAUUGGAAUCUCGUAGGGAAAGGAAUUCCUCUCAACAUCAUAAGCAAAAUUAUCAUCCACCUACUAAUAGAGACAGGCAAAGACAAAAUUUGCAGUACGAGUACCAACCAGUUGGGCCACACAAUGGUAAACCAAACAUGGAUAGACCGAAGGAUGCCCCUCAGCAUUCGGGCUCAAGGUACGUGGAGAGGGGCCAAGGUCACUCCAGACGAGAUGGUGGGAACUCUUACAAGCAACAAAGUGGACCUGUUUGAUUAGAUACCUGUCAUAUUUAGCAUAAUUUGGCGAUUCCAAAUACAUUUUCUUUGUUCGACCCCGCCGCGCCCCUCCGGUUUAUGGAUCAGCUGAACUGCUGAAGGUGUGGAACUGCAUUGAGCACAGGCAGGGUAGUAGGAGCCAGAUUUGAUGGUGCAGGAGGAAACCGUUUGGAGUUGGGGUGGAGGAGGUGCUCAGACUCUGUUUAUUUUGUAGGUUAUUCUGAUAUGAAAUGAACCAGUUUAAUUUGUGCUCACAAGUUGCAUGUUGGGAAUGGACCCUCACAUAAUUGUUUUUUCUUUUCCUUCUUCCCCCUCUCCCCCACUCCCCUUUAGCCGUGUAUGUAUGACAUUUCUUUAUUUCCUUCACUUGUGGAACAACGACAGAGGGAAUGAAUUAGAGAAGCAUUCUGAUUCUUCGCCACUA